Molecule: messenger RNA, 1075 nt
Organism: Acanthochromis polyacanthus (spiny chromis)
Lineage: Eukaryota; Metazoa; Chordata; Actinopteri; Pomacentridae
Gene: pqbp1
Product: polyglutamine binding protein 1
Exons: 7
Coding region: 110-805 (231 amino acids)
Biological process (GO): alternative mRNA splicing, via spliceosome
Cellular component (GO): cytoplasm; nuclear body
Molecular function (GO): protein binding; ribonucleoprotein complex binding
Source: RefSeq, a predicted model, not a curated record
AACAUUGCGACGUCAUCACUGUGCGCCGUAAGCUGUUUUGGAAGUCGCGUCAUUUGCACUGUUCGACCGCAGACUGCACGAUUAAAAGGCAUUUUUACUUCAAAACAGGAUGCCUUUACCUCCGGCACUACUGGCCCGCUUGGCCAAGAGAGGGAUUGUUAAGCCAACAGAGCAUGAGGCAGAUGAAGAGAUUAUUGCUGAAGAUUACGACGACAACAAUGUAGAUUACGAAGCCACCAGAAUAGAGAAUCUACCACCAAACUGGUACAAAGUAUUUGAUUCUGCUUGUGGUCUUCCUUAUUACUGGAACAUAGAGACAGAUUUGGUGGCCUGGCUUUCCCCAAAUGACCCAUCUGCAGUGGUAACAAAACCUGCCAAGAAAAUCAGAGCUGAGGGGGGAGAAGAAAGAGUCGAGAGGCAGUUAGAGAAGCCAGACAGAGAGCGGGAAAGAGAAAGAGAGCGAGAACGUGACAGAGACCGCGAUCGGGAAAGGGACCGGGACAGAGACCGAGACAGAGAGAGGGACGACGGAAGAGACAGAGACAGAAGGAAGCCGAGGAGAGAAGACAUAGCACCGUACAGUAAAAACAAAAGAGGUAGAAAAGAUGAUGAGAUGGACCCCAUGGAUCCAAGUGCUUAUUCUGACGCUCCAAGGGGCUCGUGGUCAAGUGGGCUGCCCAAACGUAAUGAAGCUAAAACUGGAGCAGACACCACAGCAGCGGGGCCUCUCUUCCAGCAGCGUCCAUACCCCAGCCCAGGAGCCGUGCUUCGGGCUAACGCAGCAAACCAGAUACCCAAGGAGUGAGAAGAAAUCCAAGAAGACGCCAGCUCAAAAACACACAACAGUUCAGCUUUUCUUCCUCUCAUCUUGCUACUACAGACUGACAGUUUUUCUAUUAAUUGUAGAAUGUGUUAGAAACGUAGUGCUGAGCUUUUAAACCACCAGUGCUUUCAUAUUUCACGUGGAACCCGUGGAGCAGCUGUAAAUAUGUUUUUAUAUGACCUAAAGAUUGACUUUCUUGUUGUUACUAGAAACAUCAGUGAACAUGAUAAUAAAUUUCAGGACUACUGUGAA